AUGGAAAUUAAUCUCAAUCGUAAAAGAAGUGCCACUUCAGGUGCACUGGGUAUUACAGACCCGAACAUAAAGCCGACUAACCGUAAACCAGCAAGGGUCUACAGCAUUUCUUCUGAUAUAGUACCACAAGCUCUGACGCAUCCCGAUGAAGAUGUGCACCUUAGAAUAUCCAAAUCACCUCAAGAUACUGCUCCCAGAUGGUCACAAGUGGGAUUUCAAUCUAUUUUUCAUGAGGGCUCAAAUUCAAGACGUUCGACGGAUUCGAUUGAAGAAGAGUAUAGUCAAGGCACAGACAAUAACAAUAGCCACUCAGAAAGAGGCUCACCAAGUAGUAACCGAGUGGACGGAACCAACACGUCUAACGAUAGUUUGUUUUCUUCUACCUCAAGAGGCAAUAAGAGGCGGCUCUCCAUGUUUACCAAUUCAAAGGAGAAUAUGAGAAACAGAAGCAGGAGCGGGUCAAGGAACCCCAGCGUUGUUAUUAACGGUGCGAGUAGUAGCAGCGUAAGUAGGAGUGGCUCAAAAUUGUUUCAUACAAAAUCUAAUAAAAGUGCAAACAGCUUGCAGUCUUCGAUGUCGACAGGGCACGCUCAUUCAAACAAGGGCAACAAUGUCUUUAGUAAGAUGGCAAAGAAGCUUUUACCCUAUAAGUCGCAUAACUCUGUAGGAAAGGAUGACAUUGAACCAGUAGUUCCCAGCUCGUUUAGUAAAUUCCUGCACUCUUCAUACGGUAAACAUAGAUCACCAGUACAGUUUAUUCAUAGUUCUACUGGAGGCCUUAUUGACUCUGGAAGAUCAGUAUAUUCUUUUAACCCUAGUAUUAACAACAAUCCAAAUGAGACCGCUCUGACGCUGAUCCAAGACGACACUUUUGAUGCGACCAACGUUUCUUUAUUACAUGAUCUCCUAAAAAAUUUGCCCUCGUUGAUAGCAAAUUAUAAGAGCUUCACUGUACAGGAACUAUAUGUUCUAGAGGGAAACAUAUGGGGUAUAUACUGCAGUAUAGUCGUUGAGUUAUUCAAGAACAAGAGGGUAUGGCAGCUGCCAGCAAAAAUUGAAGACAUUGAUCGAUUACUAGAAUUUUAUAUUACAUUGAAGACACAAACCAAGGCUGCCGUUACACACUCCAAAUUUUUGACCGAAAUUGAAGAAUUUAUCACUACCUCACUUUACAUUCUAGAGAACCAAAUUGUUUUUAAUUAUGCUAAUGAAGACACCAUAAACACAGCUUUGAAAAGAGUCGGUAUAAUUUGGAAGGUAUUUUUUCAACAGGUUUAUUAUGAUAUAAUGGCAGUAUUGUUACCCUUUGAAGAAAGCUUCCAGAGAGAUAGAAACUACUGGCUUGACGGGUAUCUACCGGAAACUUCAAGGUAUACGCCUUCAACCGAUCUCUUAUUAUUGAAGUGUUUCAGAGACUCAAUUAUUCUUCCAUAUUACGAAAGCUUUUUACAUACAAAUGAUGGUGCCAGUAAGAGUUUUCAAAGAUAUAUUUUCAACGAGGAAGAACAGAGCGGUGUCACGGAGGAAGAUAAACUGACAUUACUUCAAUGUUUUGGAAUCUUGAGUACUAUAAAAGGUAACAGCAGAAAUCAAAAGAUUAUUGGCGAGCUUCUUGAAGGUAUACGCAUGAGCAUAUAA
Molecule: messenger RNA, 1638 nt
Organism: Saccharomyces mikatae IFO 1815
Lineage: Eukaryota; Fungi; Ascomycota; Saccharomycetes; Saccharomycetales; Saccharomycetaceae
Gene: BIT2
Product: Bit2p
Exons: 1
Coding region: 1-1638 (545 amino acids)
Biological process (GO): TORC2 signaling
Cellular component (GO): TORC2 complex
Source: RefSeq, a predicted model, not a curated record